GGAAGCUUCUCCUUUCUUAGCUCAGGCUGUAGGCGGUCGAAGCCUGACCCAAGACAGAAGCUCGAGGCCAGAGGGAAUGGCCCCUGGGACCCAGAGGACUUCAUCCCAGAUAGGUGUGACAUUCAAGGACGUUGCCGUGUUCUUCAGCCAGGAGGAGUGGUGCUCCCUGGACCCUUCACAACAGAAGCUGUACAAGGAUGUCAUGCUGGAGAUCUCUCAGAACAUGCUCUCCCUGGGGCUUCCAGUUCCCAAAGCAGAUUGGAUCUCAAAGUUGGACAAAAGAGAAGCACCGUGGCUGCUGGAACAUAAGGACCCAAGGAACUCCUGUCUAGGCAGAAGGAAUAGACCUAAAACCCAGAACUCUACUCCAGAGCUCAAUAGUUCCAGUGACUUCAAUUUGAGAAAAAUCAAGGGACGUGAAAUUAAUUUAGAAAAACAGCAAGACAACUUGAAGAGUCAUUCCAGAAAAUUAAAUAUUAUCCUCAGGAAAACUCCAAGGGAAAAGGAAGAUGAUGAAUGUAACAAAUCUGAGGGUAGUUUUACUCCACAGUCAACCGAUAAAAGUAAUCAGCUGGAAGCGAACCCAGAUCUUACUGAAGAUCAGAAAAUGCCGAGUGCCGAAAAGCCUUACAGAUGUAAUGAAUGUGGGAAGACCUUCAGUGGAAUCUCAUACUUUAAUGGACACAAGAAGAUUCAUGAUCCAGAGAGAUCUUUCAUCUGUAAUCAUUGUGGGAAGGAUUUCCCAAGGCCCUACAAACUUGCUGUACAUCAAAGGGUACAUACUGGAGAGAAGCCUUAUAAGUGUAAUGAAUGUGGAAAGUCCUUCUCCCAGAGCUCAUCCCUUACUCUACAUCAAAAGAUUCACAGUGGAGAGAAGCCUCAUAAAUGUAAUGAGUGUGGGAAUACUUUCAGCCAGCGCUCAACACUUAUGGCACAUCAGAAGAGACAUACCGGAGAGAAGCCCUUUCAAUGUAAUCAGUGUGAGAAGGCCUUCAGUCGGAGAUCGAGUCUCAGUGUGCAUAAGAGGAGUCAUACGGGAGAGAAGCCCUAUCCAUGUAAGGAAUGUGGGAAGGCCUUCAGCCAAACCUCAACCCUUACUGUGCACAAAAAGAUUCACACCGGAGAGAAGCCGUAUAAAUGCAACGAAUGUCAGAUGACCUUCAGGGAAAGCUCAGCCCUUAAUGUACACAGAAGAUUACAUACUGGGGAGAAACCUUACCAAUGUGAUCACUGUGGAAGGGCCUUCAGCCAGUCCUGCAGCCUUGCUGUCCACAAGAGAAUCCACACUGGAGAAAAACCUUAUAAAUGUAAAGAGUGUGGCAAGGCCUUCUGUGAGAGCUCAUCUCUUAGUACUCACCGGAAGAUUCACACUGGAGAAAGGCCUUAUAAAUGUGAUGAAUGUGGCAAGGCUUUCAGCCGCAGUAAAACCCUUCACACACAUCAGAAGAUUCACAGUGGAGAAAAACCUCAUAAAUGUGAUCAGUGUGGAAAGUCCUUUCACUCUAGCUCAUACCUGGCUGCACACAAGAAGAUUCAUACUGGAGAAAAACCCUAUAAGUGUAAUCAGUGUGAGAAGGCCUUUCACUGCAGCAACUACCUGACUGUCCACAAGAAGAUUCAUACUGCAGAGAAGCCUCACCCAUGUCAUCAAUGUGGAAAGGCUUUCAGAACUGCCUUGAACCUUGUUGUCCAUCAGAGAAUCCAUACUGGAGAGAAACCAUAUCAAUGUAAUGAAUGUGGGAAGCUUUUCACCCAGAGCUCCAGCUUUGCCUUACAUCAGAGAAGUCAUGCUAGAAUGAAACCUUACGAAUCUAAUUAAUUUGCUUAUCAAGGACUUGAUGACACAGAAAAUGCAUUCAUCAGAUAAAUCCAUAUGAAUAGAGUUAUGUUUUUCCCUCUUUUUUCAUCAGUGCAGAAAGGAGGAAGAAGCAGUUGGAACUUUCUAUUUCCUGUAGUUGGGUACAUGAGAGAAUCAUAUAAAGACA
Vombatus ursinus (common wombat) is the source of this 1985-nucleotide messenger RNA. Its product is annotated as zinc finger protein 883-like. The transcript is spliced from 4 exons. The coding region runs from base 77 to 1819 and encodes 580 amino acids. NCBI's taxonomy places the organism in Eukaryota, Metazoa, Chordata, Mammalia, Diprotodontia, Vombatidae. Gene Ontology annotation, molecular function: DNA-binding transcription repressor activity, RNA polymerase II-specific. Gene Ontology annotation, biological process: negative regulation of transcription by RNA polymerase II. The record is from RefSeq and is a predicted model, not a curated record.